CAUUAGAGCACAUUAGACCUCCGCGACCUCAACCGACACCGACCAAAAGACUACCAGGACCCGCCCGCAACCAUCCGCCACGUGCGGCCAACCCGAAGGACGACCCCGAAGGAAGAGCCAGCAGAAAAUUACCCGCGCAACUACCAAACUUUGUACCUUUAAGAACAAUAAAAAUAACUCUAUCUCUUUUAUUACCGCUCAAAGCCCGCCUUAUUCUUGAACCACGAGACUCUCUUUCAGCUACCACACCCAGAGAUCAAACAAAUUUCUGUGGAACCCGGCGCGACGAGCAUACCCCGGCCGAAGCGCCGUCACAGUGGCGCCCGAGCAGGUUGUGGUAGCAUAAGAAGCAUAAUCUCAAAGGUCAAGAUGGCAAAACAAUGGAUAAACCAAGCAACGAAACUGGAGUUACAAAACUAUUGCGAGGAAUUCGGAUUGGAGAAACUGGAUGGACUAGAAACCCAAAAGAAACAACUACUACAAUUUUCGGAGAGAACAGACCUUCCAAUACAUAUUCGAGAGAGGCUAGAACAACUAGCAAAUACCCAAACACGAGGGAGAAGCCCGAGAACCAAGGGCCCAAGGCAACAAUCACCAAAAGGAGUACCACAAAAACCAACAAUGGAAGAGAGCCAAGGGGAGACCAGGACAGGCAGGAAGAAAUCGCUAUUUCCAAAACAGAUAAAGAAAGGAUCACCAGAAGCAGUAGCGAUAAUAGAAAAAAUACGCAAGUGGGAACUGAUCUUUACAGGAAAAGGAGGGCUGCUAGAAUUCCUAAGCAGGAUGGAGGAAUUAGCAGAAACCUACGGGGUAGAACCGGACCACCUCGUAUUCGCAAUGCCGAUAAUUCUGGAAGAAAGCGCACUAGACUGGUGGCACACAAAGCCAGCGCCAGUCACAUCAUGGGAGGAUGCAAAGGUCGGACUAAAAGAGAACUUCGUAUCCCCCAGAUACCAAGAGGAGCUUGCAAAACAAGUGGCAGAGCGAAAACAAGCGGAAACAGAACCAGUUCGAGACUUUAUCCAAGAAAUAAGGAAGUUAAUGAGGUUCGGAACCUACACAGAGCAGGAAAAACUGGAAAUAAUAUACCAGAACUGCCGGCUGCCGCUGAAACUAUACGUGAAGAGGAGAGAAUUCCAAACGCUGUCGGAAUUCAUGAUCAUCACAGAGGAAUUCGAAAAAAUUGAGACAGAUGCAGGACUCUUCAAGGUUACAGGUCGCCAAUGGAAUAACCCACAAAACGACCAACCAGCUUGGCAAAGGACGCAAUACCGACAAAGGAAAUGUCAAAGAUGUGGAAACUAUGGGCACGAGGCCCGAACAUGCAACAGGGAACCCGUACUGUACUGCUGUACCUGCAACAAACAAGGAGUACGCACAAUAGACUGCUGCAGAAAACAACCGGAAAACACACAGGGCGCAGGACCAACCCGCGAAUCUCCUGUGGCCCAAAACCAGCUGAGCGGGACAACACACAAUUAAUAUUUAACAAGAACCUACUUUUAGGACGGGCCAGGAUUGGAUCACAACUGAUGGAUGUAAUCAUCGAUACAGGGGCAACAAGAUGCAUGAUAAACGAAAGGGCGGCCGAAAAACUAAAAGAAGAAGGCAUCGAAGGAGUGGAAAACAGAUUAAUCCGUCUCGCGGAUGGGAGCACUCGGAGAACAACACGGAGAAUCCAACUAACAGUAGAACUAGGGGGAAAAGAGACCACCCAAUCAUUCCUAAUCAUGACAGGGGUACCAGACACCCCCAUACUAGGGAUGGAAUUUUUAAAGGAUGCAGGCACAUCAAUAACGUGCGGAGAAGCCACAGUAAACUUCAACGGGGAACCAAACCCAAAGAGAAAGGAGGAAAGCGCAAGAAAUUCAGUAACAGAGCCGACGGACGAAGAAAUCGAAAAAUGGAUUAAAACGGAGGUACAAAAAUCCAACACUCUUGAAGGGGUGAGCAAUGUUACGAAACAUCGGAUAUUUCUGAAGGAUGACAGACCAGUCAAACAGAGGUAUUACCCUAGAAACCCAGCGCAAAUGGAAAUCAUCAACAAAGAGAUCAGCGAACUCAUAAAGCAAGAUCUAAUAGAACCAUCACACAGCCCAUACAGCUCGCCGAUUGUUCUCAUAAAAAAGAAAACCGGAGAUUGGAGGUUAAACAAAAAAACAGAGAAGGAUGCAUACCCAUUACCACGGAUGGACUUUAUUCUAAAUCAGCUUAAAGAGGCUAAAUACAUUAGCACGCUCGACUUAAAGUCAGGGUAUUGGCAAAUCCCUAUGGAAAAACAGAGCCGACACUACACAGCCUUUACAGCUCCCGGGCGAGGAUUGUACCAAUGGAAGGUCAUGCCAUUCGGACUCACAACAGCACCUGCUACGUUCCAAAGAGCCCUAGACUCGGUUAUCGGACCGGACAUGGAACCAUUCGCUUUCGCAUACCUAGACGACAUAAUCGUAAUUGGGCGGACGAAAGUUGAACACAUGCAGAAACUACAAACGGUAUUCGAACGACUACGGACAGCAAACCUACGCAUCAACGCAGCAAAAUGUGACUUUUUCCAAAAGAAACUUAAAUACCUAGGACACAUGGUGAGCGAGGAAGGAAUACACACAGACCCAGAUAAAGUGGCGGCCAUUAAAGAACUCACCGCACCAACUACACUGAAACAGCUGCACAGUUUUUUGGGCCUGGCAUCUUGGUACCGCAGAUUCGUACCAGCGUACACCGAACGAGCAAAAGCUCUACAAGACCUAUUAAAAAAGGGGCAAAAAUUUGAGUGGGGCGAAGCACAAGAGAACAGCUUCCAAGACCUAAAGCUGUGUCUAACGGAAGCACCAAUAUUAGCAUGCCCGGACUUCAGAAAAACAUUCAUACUGCAAACAGACGCAAGCGACUGCGGCCUAGGAGCGGUGUUGACCCAGGAAGAUGCGGACGGAGAACAUGUAAUUUCCUACGCAAGCCGCAAGCUCAAAAGCGAGGAAACGAAAUACUCCGCAACGGAAAAAAAAUGCCUAGCCAUCUACUGGGGUAUACACAAGAUGAGGAUGUACCUGGAAGGCUACCGAUUUAUCGUAAUUACAGAUCACCGGUCCCUCAAAUGGUUAAAUUCCAUCGAAAGCCCAUCCGGACGAGUAGCAAGAUGGGCAUUGGGACUGCAACCAUUCUCAUUCGAAAUACGAUAUCGGAAAGGCAAGUUGAACGCAGUGGCGGACGGACUCUCCCGCUUACCACGCGAAGAAACCCGAAUAGCAGAAAUCGUAGAAUGCGCUUGGUAUCAAAACAAAUGGAACCAAGUAGAGAUGACACCAAAAGAAGCUACGGAUUAUACCAUAAAACACGGAAGAUUAUACCGACACAUACCAAGCCAAACCGACGAAGACAAUAAACCCUGGAAACUGUGCGUUCCAAAACAAGAGAGACAGAGGGUACUAACCGAAAAUCACACAAACCCAACAGCCGGACAUCUCGGGAUCAGACGCACGAAAAUCAGAAUAAGGCAACGAUACUUUUGGCCAGGGCCAAGCAGAGACGUAACACGAUUCGUACGAACAUGCGAAAGCUGCCAAAAAUUUAAGGUAUCGCAGCAAGCAGCGGCAGGCAAAAUGCUGACCAAAAUCGCAAACGCACCAUGGGAAACAAUAGGCGUCGAUUUCGUGGGACCACUCCCAAGAUCGCCGCACGGCAACACCGCACUAAUCGUGUUUAUCAUAAAUUUUCGAAAUGGGUGGAGGUCACACCGACAAGAAGCGCAACAGCUGACGCAUUCCUAAAGGCGUUCAGAGAAAAAAUACUGGCGAGGGGAGGUGCACCAAAGCGAGUGAUCUCAGACAACGGCGUACAAUUUACAAGCAGAAAGACGAAACAGACAGAUGGAAAAUAAAGAAGAUAAAUUCAACAUUUCGGCCCGGAAAUUCAAAGAAAGGAUGGCACAGGCCAGCCACAAAAACCGAGCGGCAAAACUACUAUCGGCCGCCCCCCCACUCAGCUCACGGAUGAAAGUAUCAGGAACAAAGGUGUCAGCACCAAGGAAAACAGCAACAAACAAAACGAUGGAAACCACGGCAGGACAGCGCGAGACUCGAGGAGAACAAGUAGCAACGCACAAUGAAGUAAUCCCAACAAAAAAGAGGAUCAGCUGGGCAAACUAGGCCAACCUACAGGAACAAACGGCACGAAGAAUCAGCGAACAACAAGGCCCGGAACUUUCCUGGGCAAAACAAGUGGAAGACGAAGAGUCCGACCGGGACGUGCUAGACCUAAACCCCGAGCGGCCAACACCAGAACCGGAAACCCAGAAACCCAUCCAGAGAGGCACCAUCCCGGGCGAAUGGGAGGUCCCGGAAAAAUUCGAACUAGCGACCACGGCGAUCGAACUAGUCAAAGCAAAACUCCACGACCGCCCAAAACACACUCAACGACGGUUCAAACUACGGAACGAGAAACAGGAGGCGUGUUGGGUGAAGAUCGGCCGAGCUGGAGAUGUCCGCAUCAGCGCAUGGUUCCAAACAAAGUCAAUUGGCGACGCUCCACUGGGAAAGGA
Molecule: messenger RNA, 4534 nt
Organism: Drosophila miranda
Lineage: Eukaryota; Metazoa; Arthropoda; Insecta; Diptera; Drosophilidae
Exons: 2
Coding region: 370-1482 (370 amino acids)
Molecular function (GO): nucleic acid binding; zinc ion binding
Source: RefSeq, a predicted model, not a curated record